AACUGCAGUAGGAAGAGGGAAGAGGGAAGAGCCAUUCAGUCUCGGGGCCACCGUCGUCAGUCGACAUACUGUAAUCUUCGCAGUUCAACCGUUCCGUGCUAGUAUCAGAUACCCGUAUCAUCUCGUAUCGGCCGACUUUUCUUCCGGUUAUCUUUUCUGUCGGCGGUUUCGAUCCGGCUCUCUUGCCUUCGUCCGUGAUGGGCUUGUGCUAAAUCGACACGUAGGAAUCGAGUAAUGAGCUGACCAUGUCUUCGCUCUCGCUUCCUCGGGUGCUCCAGCAAAGGAAGACCAGCCUGGAACUGGAACGUGAAAACUUCGAAAAGAACCAAAGUGUUAGUAUCAGCAAGGCGAUUAAUAAUGCUGAAAAUCCAGUAAAAGAAAAGCACGUUCGAAGCGCAAUACUUGGGACAUUCCAUGAAAAAUGUGCAGAAACGUUCUGGGCUGUUGUUUUACGCCUGCCUUUACAGGAUAAUCGGAUAGCCGCUUGGAAAUUUUGUCAUGUGUUGCAUAAAAUUUUAAGAGAGGGCCAUCCUCAGUCCCUCCAGGACAGUACCAGGCAUAUAUCUCGGAUUGAGGAUCUAGGAAAAUUAUGGGGGCAUUUAAGGGACUGCUAUGGCAAGUUGAUUCAGGAAUAUUGUAAUCUUCUCAUAGUCAAAAUUAACUUUCAUAGAAGAAAUCCUAGAAUACCAGGAAAUCUGAUUUUAUCCUCUGAAGAAUUGGAAGCGAUAGGGGAAAAUGAUGUUAACAACUAUUUCCAGCUUUGCGUGGAAAUGUUUGACUACAUGGAUGAAAUCUUAAAACUACAACAUUCAAUUUUUGGUUCGUUGGAUAUGUCCCGUUCGAAUUCGAUGACAAGCUGUGGUCAGUGCAGACUGGCACCGUUAAUCCCAAUGAUUCAAGACUCGUCACAACUGUAUGACUGUUGCGUCAAAUUGUUAUUCAAGCUCCAUGCGUCCCUUCCGCAAGACUUGCUCACUGGCCACAGAACCCGAUUCUUAGAGCAGUUCACAAAAUUAAGCACAUUUUAUUUAGCCGCCUCGAGUCUUCAGUACUUCAAAUAUCUUAUUCAGAUACCAACACUUCCCAAUAAUCCACCAAAUUUUCUAAUACAAGCUGAGCUAGGCUCAUAUGUGACGCCGGUGGUCAUUUUACCUCCUGAAGAAGACGUAUCUCUGGCAGGAACACCAGACACUCAAUCAACAACUGGAGAACUUGUAGAUCUCAACUCACCAGUUACAAAUGGAAACACCUCACCAGAUAUAAUCGCUGAAAGGGAUAGUUUAAUAGAACACCUACAAAAUGAGCUAAGUAGGUGUAGAAGUGAAAUGGCUAAGUUGAUGAGUGAACACAGAAAAACGAUAAAAGAAUUAAAUGAAAGGAUUAAUUAUCUAGAAACCGAUUUGGCAAAGAAGGAUAAUGAACUUGUACAAGAGAGAUUGCUAAAAGAGGAACUUAUGCAACAUUCAGAAGAUUCAAUCAAGCUCCAAGAAGCAGAAAAGAGGGCGAAAAUUAUGGAGGAAAAAUUUCAGAAGAUUAAAGACAUUUACGCUCAACUUCGAGAAGAACAUAUUCAACUUUUGAGGCAGAAAGCAGGCGUGGACAAAGCACUCAAGGGUUCAGAUAAAAUGACAAAAUUUGCCAGAUCUGCCAACAACUUCAUUAUUAAAAUUAAAGCAGAUGUCGACAGGCAACUGUCCAGUCUGAAGAGUUUGGAAUUGGAUACUAACACCAAGACAAAACUAGAAGAGCUUGCGAACGAGCUAGCCACCCUACAGGCCUCGGCAGAUGCCGCUGCAGAACAAAAACAAGCAUUAGAAUACAAAUUGGAAUUUGUUACAAAAGAAAAAUGUCAUGCUGAAAGUGAAUUGCAUGAUUUGUUAAGUCAAAAACGAGAACUUGAGGUUAACUUAAAUACUGUUAAUAACAAAGUCAAGGAAAAAGAAGAUAAUUUAAACAAACAAUUUGAAAAAAUUGUCGGCGAAUCAGAAGAAAUAGUUAAAAAUGCGAUCCACGAAGUAGACAACCCUGCUUUUUCUUCCUCGACCUGUUCAAUCGAUUAUUUGACAAGUCUUUCCUCUGGCCUGGACUCCACCAUGUCCUCAAUCGACAACGAAAUAACGCCGGAUGUUGUGAUAAGGUUGGCCCACAGGACUGCAGAAUUCGUCUUAUUGGGGAAAGCGACUUCUAACAUAUCUCCCGACAUUGAAUUUGGGGAACGUAUUGGAGAAGUUUGUAAACAAGUCGGAGAAGCUUGCCUUGUUUGCUUGAAGGAAAUCCGUAAUGGUCCCGUUUCGACUAAGGACAUGAAGGAGAAAAUGAUGGAGUUGCUCUCGAUGGUGAGUAAACUUCAGUCCAACCUACAGGCGAGUUCCACAUCCGUCGGAGACCUUGUGGAAUCUGAACUUGCGGCCAUGGACAAGGCAAUUGAAGAGGCGGCCAAAAAAAUUGAAGAGAUGCUCUCUAACUCUCGUGCAGCGGAUUCUGGUAUUAAAUUGGAAGUCAACGAAAAGAUUCUGGAUUCGUGCACCGGUCUCAUGCAAGCGAUAAGAAUUCUCGUUCAGAAAUCGAGAAUCCUCCAAGCAGAGAUAGUCGCUCAGGGAAAAGGUUCUGCCACGGCUAAAGAGUUUUACAAAAGAAAUCAUCAAUGGACCGAAGGGCUCAUUUCUGCAGCAAAAGCUGUAGGAAUGGGAGCUACAUAUUUGCUUGAAGCGGCAGACGAGGUAGUAACGGGCGGUGGUAAAAUUGAACUUGUCAUGGCAGCAGCACAAGGAAUUUCAGCAAGCACGGCACAGCUGGUUGUUGCAAGCCGAGUUAAAGCUGAACGUGGAAGCAAGAGUCUUGAACAGCUCACAGGCGCUUCCAGAGGAGUGACACAAGCUACAGCUGGUGUACUCACAAAUGCUAAAGCUUGCGUUCAGCUCGUCGAACAGUCAGAUGACUUGGACGUUUCGUCCCUGACAUUGCACAACGCUAAGCGCCUCGAAAUGGAGUCCCAGGUCAAGGUUUUGGAAUUGGAGAACUCUCUUGCCAAGGAGAGAUUGAGACUUUCUGCGUUGAGAAGGCAUCAUUAUUCGCUUGCAUCGGAGGGGGAACAGAUAUCGCCCACAUGAGGUUCAAUCACUAUAAGUGGCUCAACCGUUCUCUUCAGGUCUUAGGGUCCACUACAUCUUGAACAAAAAAAAAACUGACUUCAAGAUCUUAGAGACUUUUUCAUAAAGUAUCGAGACAUGAUAAUUUAUUUACAAAAAAUUAAAUGUUAUUUAAUUUUAACGAAGCAUUUUGGUUUAAAAAAACAUUCAAAGUAAUUAUAAAUAUUAUUUAUUCUGGGAUCUUGUAUAUUUGGAAAAUCGCUACAAUUUGCAAGAUAUAACAUUUUUUCUUUUCUUUUUUUGGAAAUGGUUUUGUAAUCAAUCACAUCAUAACAAAGUAAGUAUCCAUAUUUUUUUUUUUCCGCAGCUGUCGUGAUUUAAUGAAUUUAUUGCAUUUAUCAAAUUUAAAAUUUAGUUUUGUGCAAUUCAUAAUCAAAUAAUAUUUUGUGGUAUUAAAUUAAAAGAAAAACAAAUCUAAGCUGAAUUAAUAAUGUAAUUGUCGAGUGGUGCAAUUGUUAUCAUAGAUGUACUGUUUAGCUUUUAUUAAUCAAUCGAUGUGACAAUUGCUAGUGAUAGUUAUUUAAACAAAAAGUAUUUUUCAUAUAUGUUGUAAAUAAAUAACUAUUAAUUUACUACUCAGUCAUUUGCUG
Cimex lectularius (bed bug) is the source of this 3739-nucleotide messenger RNA. RefSeq names its product huntingtin-interacting protein 1 (gene Hip1). Gene Ontology annotation, biological process: clathrin coat assembly; actin filament organization; endocytosis. Gene Ontology annotation, molecular function: clathrin light chain binding; phosphatidylinositol-3,5-bisphosphate binding; phosphatidylinositol-3,4-bisphosphate binding. The transcript has 18 exons. NCBI's taxonomy places the organism in Eukaryota, Metazoa, Arthropoda, Insecta, Hemiptera, Cimicidae. The record is from RefSeq and is a predicted model, not a curated record. Gene Ontology annotation, cellular component: clathrin-coated vesicle; actin cortical patch. Bases 246 to 3110 code for a protein of 954 amino acids.